Rotaria sordida is the source of this 537-nucleotide messenger RNA. The record is from the annotation of a GenBank genome assembly. Lineage: Eukaryota; Metazoa; Rotifera; Eurotatoria; Philodinida; Philodinidae.
AUGAAAUUGAUUGGUUAUACAGUAAGAUCAUUUGAAAAGACAAAAAUAGAUGAUACAAGAACAAUAACACACGAAGAAAUUUUAUCAGUUAAAGAAUAUUUGACCAUCAAUCGACCAUUAACUGAAUUUAAUGAAUCUGCUUUAUUAGAUCUUAAUCCUAUCCUUCUAUCAAUAAGGUUUGCCACUCUGACAAGUCAUUUUAUUGUUGUACCUAAUUGGUCUAUUGUUCAAGAGAAUGGUGGAAUUACUUCGUGUCAUGGUCGACCACCACAACAUUCUUCUCCUUAUAAAAAUCAAUGGUUUGGUGGAGAUAUUUUUCAUUUUAUAGAAGUAUUCGAUUUUCCUAAAAAUAAAUUUAUUGGUAUUGGCCAUUUCUUGGAUGAACAUGCAUUAGUGUUUGCUGCUACAAUAGCAUCAAGACGAUUAUUUCAGUCACUACUCUCACCUUCAUCAUGUUAUGAAAUUACAAAGAAUAAACUUGAAUCUAUUCUACGUUCAAAAAAAGGCAAUAGUUAUCCAUUGAGAAGUAUCAGUUGA